AUGCAUGUUUCUUGUCUUUUAUUAGAUGCAUCAGCGUUGUCAUGGACUGAAGACCCUAGAAAUACAGUAGCAGUACACAAUACAGCUGUUACACUGAGAUGUGCAUUUGAUGGUCCACAGCCUAAUACACAUCCACAGUGGAGGCAAAUAAAUGACCCAACAACCCCGUGGGUUGUAUCACGUGGUGCUAAUAUUAACACUGAUGAAUGUAGUACUUGCAGUCUAAGUGGUAACCAUGGUAAUGGUGAAUUCUAUCUGACAAUAAACCCUGUGAAUGUGAACACAGAUGAAGGAUUGUGGGAAUGUGCAGCAUUCGGUGUGGAUCCUAGUUUCAAGUCAGCUACAUUGACUGUAUUAGAUGCACCAACUAUUACAUUAACUGAUAAAAUAACAAUAAUUGAAGGUGAGAGUUUGACAGUAACCUGUCAUGUCAGCUCAAAUCCUGAGGCUACAGUAACAUGGGAGGAUUCUAAUGGUGUGAAGAUUAAAGAUGAUAGUUUGUUGGAAUAUACUGAAAUUCACAGAGAUGAUGCUGAUAAAUAUACAUGUAUAGCUACCAACACUUUGUAUACUGGUGUAACUGAAAGGAAGUCAUUCACAAUCAUUGAUGUACAAUAUUUGCCUACUGUUAUUAGUAAAAACACUUUUGCUGGUGAAAUUGGUGAACCAGUUGUAAUGAACUUAACUGUAGAUGCAAAUCCUUCUCUCACCACCUUCAGUGAAUGGAAGAAUGGAAAUGUAACAUUAAGCAUUAAAACUGAUUCAUCAUCAAGCAGUGUGGUCUAUAUUGAUGAGGUAACUGAAGAAUAUUUUGGAUUCUACAAUAUUACAGCGUCAAACAGUGUUGGAGAAGUCAUUAUUCAGAUUCAGUUGGUGCAAAGGAAAUGUGCUGAUAAUGUAUCUCUGAGAACUGGACCUCCUGAACCACCAAAGAACAUUGUUAUUGUGGAGACUGGUUAUGAACAACUUACUGUAGAAAUAAUACCAGGAUUUGAUGGUGGUGAACCAGACAACAUUGUUUAUUACCUGCAAUAUGGUCUUGAGAAUAAUAUGACUUAUAAACCAUGGCCAGAAGAUGGUGGUGGUAGUGUGAAUGAAAUAUUGACAAUAACAGGUUUAAAUGUUAAAACUACAUAUGAAUUCAUAUCACAUGCUUCAAACAGCUUUGGUAAUGGAGAUUUAUCAAACAUUUACCGUUUUAAGACAUAUGUUCUUAUAUGGGCUAUGUAUAAUGCAUGGACUCUAGUAGACAACUGUUGUUUUGGAUUGAAGAAACAAGAUCAAGGUGAAACGCCGAGUAAUCAAGCUGAUUGCCGUUCAUUGGCUUUAAAAAAUUCUAUCCACACUAAUACCUCAUCAGCAGAAUAUGCGACUAUUAUGCCUAUGGAAGAAAUUUCCGUCAAGAAUGAUACAGGUGUAUAUGAAGAUCUUCAUAAAGAAAAGCCAAGAAAUGAAAUAUAUAUGAAACUUGGUGAACAAAUAUGGGAAAUUCCACCGGACAGGUUACAUUUCAAAGAAGCAUUACAUGACGAUGAAGAACGUGAGCGUUUUGUGGCUGAUGCUUGGUUUGUUGGUGGUAGAGAUGGCGUCACACGUGUCGAAGUAGAGAGAUUAAAAAGACAUGCGAGUCAGAGGAUGAAAGAUAUCUUUGUAAACCAAAUAUGCAUAAUGAAGACCAUAACUCCACAUCCAAAUAUUUUAACACUAAUAGGAUAUUCUACUGUAACAGAACCACCGUAUUUCGUACAGGACUACAUCGGAAAUAACAGCCUUAAGUAUACAUUAUUGAAAAGCGCAAAGAACAUUAACGACGAAAAGGAAGAUAACGUACUCGUAUAUGCAUUACAAAUAGCAGAAGCAAUGGAACACUUGGAAACACGUGAUAUUACACUCAGAAACCUUUGUACCGAAACGAUUAUUGUUGGAGAAGGGAACAUCUGCAAGAUAUCAAACAUGAAGUAUGCUGUCAGAAAUAAUACAUCAACCGCCGUAACUAAUACUUUUCUACAGGUUGGAAUUCAGCAUCGUUGGAAAGCAGUAGAACUUUUCUCUGAUGAUAAUUAUUCUUCUAAAACUGAUAUUUGGGCUUUUGGUGUUGUUUUGUGGGAGAUAAGUACUCUAGGUGGCGAACCUUACCAGGGAAUGUCAGACGAUGAUGUAAUUAGGAAGAUACAAGCAGGAUAUCGAAUGUCAAAACCAGAACACUGUACCAGUAACAUGUAUUUAUUUCACCAGUCAUGA
Saccoglossus kowalevskii is the source of this 2241-nucleotide messenger RNA. RefSeq lists its product as uncharacterized. NCBI's taxonomy places the organism in Eukaryota, Metazoa, Hemichordata, Enteropneusta, Harrimaniidae. Gene Ontology annotation, cellular component: plasma membrane; cell-cell junction. The record is from RefSeq and is a predicted model, not a curated record. Gene Ontology annotation, biological process: cell-cell adhesion; protein phosphorylation. Gene Ontology annotation, molecular function: protein kinase activity; ATP binding; cell adhesion molecule binding.